Ascochyta rabiei is the source of this 1323-nucleotide messenger RNA. RefSeq lists its product as uncharacterized. The transcript has a single exon. The record is from RefSeq and is a predicted model, not a curated record. NCBI's taxonomy places the organism in Eukaryota, Fungi, Ascomycota, Dothideomycetes, Pleosporales, Didymellaceae. Bases 1 to 1323 code for a protein of 440 amino acids.
AUGGCAAAGACAUCAAGCAUGUAUUUUGCCCUGACCAGCCCCCCAAGGUCUGAGAGCGAGAGCGUGACGAACCACUGCGAACAGCAGCCACCUACUCCAGUUACCACUCCAGAGCUGCGUGGAGAGCCUGAGAGUCCAUACGACAAACUGUCUCAAGUUUCGGUUUCUCACAGACGUGUCGACUCAUUCGAAUGGGUAAUGACACAAUCGGCGCCAAACACUCCACCCACGUUAGGCGUGUCGAGCUACGAGCCAUUUUCGCCUCCCCCAGCAAUGCUGAUCAGUUCGGCUCCGUUACCAGUUCCCAAUGAGCGCUGGUCAACUAUUCUCAGGCAUGGCGAGGCGAGAGAGAAACGAGGCUAUUUUGACUGGUGGUCAUCGCCAAGUCUCGAGAACGAUAAAGGUUAUGUCAGGAUCUCAGAAGAUGAUGGACUGGGUGAGCAUGACCAGCCAGUCCUCAUGACCACCAGUCAGAAGACAUCUGUAGGGCCAUCGCGGGCGCUCAUACCUCAGUUACACGCAAGUCCAACAUCGUACAUGGGGGUUGAGAAACAUCUCCCAGCUACAGAGGACAAUCAGCAUCGUCCUCCGGAGGAGCUCAAUGCACUCGGGAUCGUGUUCCCAUGUAAUUCUCCGCCCAGCCCGCCGGUUCCAGCGCCCACAAAGUUGUCCCAGCCCGAAGCCUCGCCUGAUGACAACCCCAGCCGACGGACACCACUCUUGCCAAAGAAGGUAUCGUUUUCACCUAUCAUUGACGAGGUAGUCUUCGAGUCGUCCUCAAACUCGAAGUCACUGGUACAGCAACCGUUGUCAUGGGGUACCUACCUGCCUUCGUCCUUCCUUGUGGCACGCCCUCCCCUAGCUCGCACGACUUCAUCUCCAGCUUCUAGAGCGAAGACGGCUACUCGGCCAAUAUUGAGGCGCUCAACGUCGCUGAACCAUGAUUUCCAUCAAGACCGGAGCUCGAGCUGUAUAACCGAUAAGAGUACUGAGAUGACGUGGCUCCCGCCACCCGGACAAGGCGGUAAGCGCACAGCCUGCGAAACGUCAGCGCCUUCGUCAAUGCCAGCCCAGAGGCUAUCAGCAGGGGCUAUGCACACUGGUGACAGUUGUGCGGAAACUAACAAGAGUACUGAGAUGACGUGGCUCCAGCCACCCGGACAAGGCGGUAGGCGCACAGCCUGCGAAACGUCAGCGCCUUUGUCAAUGCCAGCCCAGAGGCUAUCAGCAGGGGCUAUGCACACUGGUGACAGUCGUGCGGAAACCGAUCGAGCGUUUGCCGUGCUUUUGGUUGCUGCGCAAAUGCCAGCAAGACGACGGUAA